AUGUUGUUGCCCCUCCCGUUGUGGGUGGGUGUGGCAGCCGCCCUCAACGUCGUCGUCACCCUGGUCGACCUGUGGGUUACCAAGGACGUACGCUUUCUCCACUCGAGUCUCUGGUUCCACGGCCACGACCUGACAUUAGUGGCGCUGUUAUACCAGCGUCAGCUGACUCCCCAGCUGACGAUCGACGACGGCGGUGACUUUGACCAUUUAUUACCGGUGCACCAGAAAUUCUUUGCUAACGUAAAGAAAAUCAACCAGGCCCAUUAUGGAGGUUCCACCCACCCGCGAUUUGGUCGCCAUCCCGCGAGGGCCGCCGGCGGUCCACGAGGGUUUGUCGCUGUCGAGGCCCCGGAAAUUGCCGACUUCGACAUCACCAUGGGUCGAGAUCCCCUCGACCAGAACGCGUGGUACGUCAACCACGACCCCGUCAGAGCCAUACGGCUCGGCCUCGAUAUGUUGGAAGCUGAAACCAUCGAUGUCGUGGUUAUUCUUGUCCCCGAAGAUGACACCGUCAAACAAGUAGUGGCGAAGAUGGUGGAAGAAGUGAGGGCCAAAGGGAUAUCGCUGCUUGUGGUGAACAUCCCUGGCAACCGCCACAUCUACUACCAGGACGAAAACUACUUCAGAGUGCAACAACCUAACGGCCGCAACUUACGCCGCAACGAGAUGUGCCGCAAUAUUAGAAUUGCCAACCGCCAGGUGCGAGCGUUUCUCACCCAGCGCUCGUUCACCGAGCCGCAAAGCUAUACAUUGACGGUGGACACGCUGAUCGAAGAGCUGCGACCUCAUUGGCGCCACCCGCUGCGAUACCGCCACUCACGUCCGUUGGAGAACCAACAGCCGCUCGGAUGGAAUAGAUAA
Molecule: messenger RNA, 861 nt
Organism: Diutina rugosa
Lineage: Eukaryota; Fungi; Ascomycota; Pichiomycetes; Serinales; Debaryomycetaceae
Exons: 1
Coding region: 1-861 (286 amino acids)
Source: RefSeq, a predicted model, not a curated record